GUAUAAAAGUAAAAGGGUAUUUUUGUUAUUUACUAAAAGCUAAAUUUGGUAUUUGGUAGGUGGAUUUUUUUUAAGGAAAUUUGUGAGGUGUAUUCAGAAACCCCCUUUCUUCUUUUAUACCUUCUCCAUUUUUGUUCUCCAACCUACCCUAUCGCCCUCCCCAGAUGGUAAACAUGAUUCUAAUACUGUUUAUAAUCCUGAGCUUGUUCUUGAUCCUCCGUUUUUUAUUAAGAACAUCCUUUUUACACAUCCUUCUGAAGCUUUUCCGGUCUUUGGAAGACUGGUUUCAUGUCUACCAAUCCUACAGAGUUCCACAGUUUAACGAUCUUUUCCAGGAAAACGACCUCUAUCACAAGGUUUCUACGUAUCUGAACUCUCUCCCUUCCCUAGAAGACUCGGAUUUCACCAACUUUUUUACUGGUUCCAAGUCCAAUGAUAUUGUUCUUCAUCUUGACACCAACCAGACAGUUCAGGAUACGUUUCUUGGCGCCAGAAUCAACUGGACAGUCGAGAAAUCUGAGAAAAAUGGAAGAAGAAUGUUCGUAUUGAGGCUCAGAAAGAAUGAUAAACGUAGAAUUCUACGUCCGUAUCUCCAACACAUACUGUCUGUUGCUGAUGACAUUGAUCAAAGGAAGAAAGAGAUCAAGUUGCGCAUGAAAGUCGAGAACCUAACAGUUGAGAAUGGACGGUGGAGAUCGGUCCCGUUCAAUCAUCCAGCGUCCUUUGAUACUCUUGUCAUGGACGUUGAUUUGAAGAACAGGGUCAAAGCUGAUCUUGAAAUGUUUCUCAAGUCCAAGCAAUUUUACCAUAGGCUAGGGCGUGUCUGGAAGCGGAGUUAUCUUUUAUAUGGCGCGUCCGGAACAGGAAAAUCCAGCUUUGUUGCGGCUAUGGCUAGGUUCCUGUACUUUGAUGUGUAUGACAUUGAUUUGUCGAAAGUUUCAGACGAUUCUGAUUUGAAGAUGCUCUUGCUUCAAACUACCCAUCGGUCUAUGAUCGUGGUUGAAGAUCUUGAUUGUUUCUUAAAGGAGAAAUCAAGGGAUGUGAGCUUGAAAGGGAUAUUGAAUUUCAUGGAUGGAAUCAUAUCUUGCUGUGGCGAGGAGCGGGUGAUGGUAUUCACAAUGAACAGCAAAGACCAGGUUGACCAAGCAGUUUUGAGGCCGGGGAGGAUUGAUGUUCAUAUACAAUUUCCACCAUGUGAUUUCUCUGCUUUCAAGAGUUUGGCUAAUAGUUACUUAGGUGUCAAGGAACAUAAGCUUUUUCCACAAGUUGAAGAGAUUUUCCAGGGAGGGGCUAGUUUAAGUCCGGCUGAGAUUGGGGAGAUCAUGAUUUCUAACAGAAGCUCGCCCACUCGAGCCUUGAAAUCAGUCAUCACAGCUUUGCAGACCACGGGCAGUAAUGCUAAAAGGGUUAGUGAAAGAUUGAGCGACAGUGAAUCGAUUCGAAAUUCAGACGAAACGGUUGGUCAAGGAAAUCUGUUCAGUAGGGAUCAUUCAGUAAGAGAAUUUCGAAAAUUAUAUGGACUUUUAAGGAUGGGAAGUAAAAGAAAAGAGGAGCCAUUACAUUUAGGUUCAGUUGACAAAGAAGGUUCAAGACAUGAAGCUUAACACUUGUAAGAAAGAAUUAAUCAAUUUUUUUAUUUGUGAUUCUCCCAUUGGGAAGAAAGAACUGACCUUAUCUUUCUUGAAUUCAAUUAUUUUUUUUUAGGAGAUUCGAGAUAAAGAAAUAAAUUCUAAAUCUCUGAAUUAUUGAAUUUAAUAAUUCGUACGCUUCAUCAUUGCAACGCAUGUUUCCACCAGUUUAAGCCCUUUGCCUUUGGGCAAGGGGCCUAACAGAAUAAAAUACUGACCCCUAGUUUAAUGACUUCGGGGAAACUCUUAGGACAAACUAUGAAAACCAGACAUAAGGGUCUAUGCUCUAGGGUACACUCUAAGCCAAUUAAAGACAUUAAAAUCCUCAUGUUGGCAUAAAAAUCAAACAGAACAAACUCAAUUAACACUAUUUUUUACUAAUGCAAUAUAAAUUUCAAAUUUGAUAAUUGUUUGAUCUUUAUGUAAAUGAGGCCGAUAUAUAGGAAUAUGCAUAAAGUGUAUAAUUUGAAUCUUGACGGACAAAUACCAAAAUAAAAAUGGCUAAGGAUAUAACAAGGAUAUACUAAUAUAUAUGGGUAGAG
This is a messenger RNA of Durio zibethinus, 2170 nucleotides long. NCBI's taxonomy places the organism in Eukaryota, Viridiplantae, Streptophyta, Magnoliopsida, Malvales, Malvaceae. The record is from RefSeq and is a predicted model, not a curated record.